GCCGCUUGAAGUACCGUUCAUUGCUUCCUCUCCUCAGCACGACGGACUCUGCUUUUUCUCUUCAUUAACAUGGUUUCCCUCUCAAAGGUAUGUGUUAAUCCUCUCCUCUAUAACAGUCUGCUUGGGUCUUGCUUUGAUUCAUAUGGCUGUUGUUUGACAUGAAUGUUGUUUAGCGGAGAAGCCUUUGAACAUUACAUGUAACUAUGACUUUUGUGAAUUGGCAACUUACGUAUGGGUUACUGUUGGGUGAAGUCUUCUUUUUUGAAUACCACUCUUUUAAAUAGUCUACCUAUUUUGGACAGGUAGCAGACACUAGUUUGUUGUAGAUUGGGAAAAAAAUAUGUCAUGGCUAUGUAAUAUGUGUUCAAUGUUGAUAGCUAACGUGUCCUUGUAGUUAUUCAUAUAAAAUGUGGACAAGUACUGAGGAUAGCUAGGGUGGACUAUAAAGUUGCAACAUAGUAGUAAUUCACUCAUUGACUGCAUGGAAUUGUUUCCAAACUCCAUAUAUGUGAGGACAGUAUUAUAUAUCUGGAUGGGGUCAGAGAAUGAUCUUAGUAAAAUUUUCUUAGUUUACUCCUAAGUACUUGGUUAAGAAGAUUGUAUUGUGCCCUUAACUAAUGUAUGCACUUAUUUGAUUUGUAUGGUUUGAUUGGUAUUUCUAUUUGUAAUCUCAUAGCUAUGUAAUACUCUGCACUCCAUAUGAAAAUGCAUGUGUUCCAUGCCCAUACCGCUACAUAUCAGGCUAGACUGUUUUGCCUUUCUUAAGGCAACUCAACUUGAUAUUACUAGAAGUCAUACGUAAGAUAUCUGUUAUGUAUGGUUGGAGGGUAAUUUAUAUAGUGCAUGGGUUUGACAUAUGCAUGUGUGUGUUUGUCCUAUUAUAUAAUAAUAAAAGCUAUACAAAAUGGUGAACAAAAUCAGAUAAGUAACUUACAAGAAGCAAAGGUUCACUAUUUUUGGUGUAUUACUAAAAGCAAAUGAAUCUGUUGUUUGUAUAUUACUAGAAGUAAAGGUUAUCUAUUAUGCGUAUUUUAUAUAUUCACUAGGGAUAGCAAGGCUUAGUUGUCUAUUAUGUUGCUCUAAAAUAUUGAAAUACGGUCUACCAAGAUGAUAAUAUAUGUUGUACUCCCUCCGUCCCAUUUAAAAGUUCUCAUCCACUAUUCUCCGGUCAACGUGCAUUGUUAUUAAUCUUUUACUUUUUAUAUAAAAAUUUUAUGAUAUUUAAAUUAUUUUUGCAGGAUGUGUAGUAGUUUUAAUGUAGUUCCUGAAUAUGUAAAAUUUAUUUACUAAAAAUAAUUCUAUCAAUGACAGAGAUCAGUUAACUUUAUGGUAAGUCAAAUAUCGUAAACCGCGUGGGAACCUUGAAGUGGGACGAAGGGAGUAUUCCUUUUUGUGUUAAGUUAGGCAGUUAAGUGAUUUAAGUGACUCUCUAAGACCAAGAAAGAGUAUAUCUCAUAGUUUGAGCACCUAAUUCAACAAAAUUGAUUUCUUUUUGAGGGCCAAAUUAUAUUUUAAUAUUGAAUACUUACAUGCAAAUUGUCUAACAUACAUGUAGAAAUCUAUCUCGCCAACAAUAUUUUUUUAGACUGUAUUUAUUUUAUGUGUAUUAAUCCAUAUGUUCAUACCCCCGCCCAUGCAUUUUACUGCAUUUCUCACAUUAUCAUCAAUUAUAGUUAGAAACUAUACAUCUAUUGGGAUCAAUUUAAAGUUUAUGUUCAAAUGGGGUUCACAAGGUAUUUUGGUAUGAGUUUUGUUGCUUCGAGUUCUCCUUCAUGAGAGAAUGAACUUACUUGUACUUUCCCAUUUCGUAGUAAUUAUGUAGAAGAAUUGGAUAAACAUAAAGUUUUAAGCACACUAAAAAAGUCUUUACCAUUUUUAAUUUAUAGAUGGUCCUAACGCAGAAGAAAUUUAUAGAAGGAAGUCGAAGAACAUAAAUGGAGAAGGAUGAAAGUAAUGGAGGGACGGUUAAUUAGACUAAAGAAUUACUUCAUUUGUUUUGUGAUCUUUGUAUCCAAUAUGUAGACAUACGUAAGGGGGGAAAUGGUGAAAUUGUAUCACAGAGGUUGGUGUGGAAGAAAAUUGAGUCGGAGUUUAAGAGAAAAACUAACUUACCAUGGGAUAAAAACAAACUCAAAAAUAAGAUUUAUUGGAUGAGAGAUAGAUGGACUUUAUGGAAGCAAUUGAAGUCCAAAUCUACCAGAUUAGGGUGGGAUCAUUUAAAGGGAACUAUUGGAGCUACUGAUGAACGGUGAACAUUAAAAACUGAGGUUAGUGACAUUUUAUUUUAAUUUAUAUUUUUUAGUUUAGUUAGUUCGUAUACUUUACCCGAGACAACUUAAAAUUUUAUGUAUUUUUAUUAUAGGAAAAUCCAAAUUUGGAACAAUUUAGAAAAGAAUGAAUUGAGCCUAAGCUUGAAUGUAAAUUCGAACAAUUUUUUGGGAGUUAUGUGAAUGAGAAUCUUAAGUACAACCCAGUAUCUAAUUUACUACAACCUUUGCAAGAUGAAGUUUGUGACACGCAUGUUGUGUGUCCACCUAAUACCCAUAUUCCCCGUGUUAGCGUUGAUGAGACAUAUAAGAACUAUUACGGGGACAAUAACUCUGUGAGAAAUGAGACUUGGAAUGAUAUGUGGAGAGAUCUUAGCCCUAGCCUACCUCUUUUCAUGUAGCUCCCCAUGAAGAGACUUAUAUAGAAAGAGACAUCAUAAAGAAGGUAAGAGAAUUUUAGAGGGCGGCUCGUCUCAAAAACACUAAAAGUGCAAAAGCAAAAAAGUGCGACUUCAACUUUUCAAAAAAUGUUAAGUGGUAUGAUGCAACAAUUUGAAGCGAGAAAUAAAGUUGAUGAGGAAGUUGCAACUUCAGUGAAGAACAUGACUAAUGUGAAUAUGAGUGUUAUAAAUUCAAUGGAUGCUCAUACGUCAAAGUAUAUUAUUGAAGAUGUUAUGGAAAAGUUGUGCGCUUUACCUGAUCUCGAUGCACUUGAUCCCAAGUUUUUAUUUGCUUGCUCACUUUUGGAGGACCCCCAAAAGAGGACUAUUUUAUUCACUUUACCGCAUGAUGAAAGUCGAGUUGCUUAUAUUCAGUUUAUGUAUACUGAGCAUAAGAAAAGUGCGACUAGUAUCACAUAGCAUUAGAGAAAUGUAUCUUAACUUUUUCACUAGACAUUUAAGCACAUUUAAAACUUCUUGUGAACUUUUAAGCAUAUUUAAACAUAGGGGUGUUUUGUGAUCUAAACAUAUUUAAGCAUUUAUGUGACAUCAAUGUUGUUAUCAAUAAUAACUUUAAUUUCAAAAUUUUACCUUUUUAUUAUACAUGUUUGAUUGUAAGUGUUCAUGGAUAACUACGACAUGCAAAGUAGAAAUUUUCUUCUCCUAUUUAAGCAACAAUAUGUCUUAUGGCAACAAUACUUUGAAAUAGAUAGUAAAUAUUUGGACAUGAUGACUUCUAUGUCAACAUAUAUGUGUGACUACUGUUUUAAAAACAUAUACAAGGAACCGUGUAUGAAGUCUUAUUUGAUUGGAGAAUGAUGGGUGAAUGAUGUAUUAAAUGGCCAUGAAAAACGAUGUUUUAAUGCAUUUAGAAUGACUCAAAAUACAUUUCGUCAUGUAUGUGCGGAUUUAGACAAUAAGUAUGGCUUGAGGCCUUCAUGUAAGGUUUCAGUUUUGGAGAAAGUGGGUUCGUUCGUUUAUGUACGUACUAAGUAAGAGUGCUUCCAAUAGAGAUACCCAAGAACGUUUUCAACAUUCUUGCGAAACUGUUAGUAGAAUUUUCAAAGAAGUUUUGAAUGUCAUGGGUGGACUUUGUUGGGACAUACUAGCCCCAAAAGAUCCCGAUUUCAAACAAAUUCCCUCACAAAUUGCCAAUGAUGAUAGAUAUAUGCCACAUUUCAAGGUAAAUGUGUACAUUGAUUAAACAUGAUAAUUGAAUUAUUAUAUUAGGAUAGCACUGGAGCUAUUGAUGGUACACACAUUGUAAUAAUCGUACUCGAGGAGGAUCAAAUGUGCUAUCAAGUAAGAGAGGGAAUAUCAACCACAAAUGUUCUAGCAGUUUGCGACUUUGAUUUGCUAUUCACAUAUGUUCUAACAUGAUGGGAGGGAUCAACACAUGAUUCACGCAUAUUCCUAGACACAGUGAACAAUCCAAGCCUUAAUUUUCCAAAGCCACCAAAAGGCACCUCACUAUUUUUUUAAAUACCAUAUAUCAUUUAAUUUACACUUUUAAUUUUAACUAUACUUGUUGCUUUUAUUUCCUUAGAAAAGUAUUACUUGAUUGACAAAUGACAAAGACUAUCCAGAAAGAUAUAGGUGCUUGACUCCGUACCCUAAAACACGAUACCAUCAAUAUGAGUUUCAUGGAUCAAGAUCAAGAGGAUUUCAAUAAGUAUUUAACCGGGCACAUUCAUCCUUAAGAAGUUGUAUUGAGAGAGCGUUUGAUGUUCUUAAGGCUCGCUGGAACAUAUUACAAAAAUGCCAAAUUAUUCAUUAGUGGAUCAAAACACAAUUAUAUGUUCAUGUUUUGCAUUACACAACUAUAUAAGAAAUAGCAAACUUGAUCCAACUUUUGAUUUCAUUAAUGAAGAUCCUGAAUUUAUACCCCUGAUGUUAUUCAAGAUGUUCGAGCUAAUACCACACAAGGUGAUGAUGUAAUGAGAAAUCAUCAGAUGGCGACCAUUCGUGAUAGCAUUGCUUCUAGUUUGAUGUCAUAGGGAUUUUAUUCGUAGUAUAUUAAAAAUAUUGCAAUUCACCAUAUUACUUCUUAAUAUUGGUGUAGUUAAUUGAUGUAUUUUAUGUUCAUAUUUUUUAUUAAGUUAAUUUUAAAAUAAUUUAAUCACAUAUAAUUUUAAUUGAUGAAUUAGUAUAGUUAAUUUUUAUUUAGUUAAUUUACUCACAUAUAAUUUUAAUUGAUGAAUUAGUAUAGUAAAUAUUUAUGUAGUUAAUUUUAAUUGAUGAAUUAGUACAAUCAUAACUUCAUAUUAAACAAAAUAAAAAAUAUAUGCAAAAAAUUAAAAUGUCAUUUUUUUGUCUUUUUACAUAUUAUCCGCGCUACAAUCAAACAACUAAGUUACCGAACAUCUUUCUUCAACCCACCAAGCUAACCCGCAUGUCAAAUCCACUGAUUGAAUCCGCUAUUUACUAGUCGCUAACCAUAUCCGUUAUCCGCUAACCGCUCAGUGCCAAACAAGGCCGAUCAUAAAAAACGUGACAAGGCGUAAGCUUGAGCGUGUCUAGACAUGAAAAAAUAGGAGUUUUUUGGAUGUUUUUUUGUGCAAAGAAAAACUUGACCAAACUAAAAAAAAUUAUGUGAAAUCUAGUAUUUUGUAAAAAGUACUAUAUGUGGAAUCUAGUACAAAGUAGUAAAAGCAACACUAUAUCAUUUUGUUUUUGCACCUUUUUAUAUAUUUAAAAAUUUUAUAUAUUGAUGAAGUAAAAGUUAGGCCCAAUCUUGUAUAAUAGUACGAAGUAUAUUCUAGAAACAGUAAAUAUCAUUAUGAAAGUAAAUUUCAAUAGAAAUAUAAAAUGCGUUUUCACGUCUAGGUUUCGCCUAUUAUAUUCCCGCCUAGGCUUUGCUUAUCCCCAACUAAGCUUCAAAGGUUCGACUCGUUUGAGGUUUGACCUCGACGUCUUGUCACACCUCGUGCCUUUUAAACACUAGUCACAAAUCACUAACAUGUCAAAAACUAGAAAAAAGAUGGAGAGAAGAACUAAGAGAAACAUAAUGACUUUAACAUAACUAAAAGAGAAAAAAAAGAGAACAAAAGAAGAACAAAAUUUAAAUAAAAAUAAAUAUAAAUAAAAAAGAAUAAAGUUUUUUUAAAGAAAGUUAACUGAAUAGUACUAUGAGGAAGAGGAGGAAGAAAGAAAUAUUGAUUGGAAAAUCUACACAAUAAAAUUGAUGAGAAGAUGAAAUAAAAAAGUGACGAAAUGAUUAAACAAAAAGAGAAAAAAUCAAGUGAGAAAAAGGAAAAAAUGACAUAUGGUUCUGUUUUAAGAAGAUCGAUGAAUUUGAGAAUAUUAUAAAAUUAUGUGAAACUUGAAUCCUAUACCUAAAAGCACUACACUGGAGAGAGAAAAUUUUCCCGCCCAAGCAUUAUUCUCCGCUUAUCGUCAUCCUAUACCUAAAAGCACUACACUGGAGAGAGAAAAUUUUCCCGCCCAAGCAUUAUUCGCCGCUUAUCGUCAUAUACCUAAAAGCACUACACUGGAGAGAGAAAAUUCUUCCGCCGAAGAAUUCUCUGCCUAAAAUCCUAAAAUGUGAUUUCACUUUCCGCAAAAAAAG
This is a messenger RNA of Cuscuta europaea, 6275 nucleotides long. Lineage: Eukaryota; Viridiplantae; Streptophyta; Magnoliopsida; Solanales; Convolvulaceae. The record is from the annotation of a GenBank genome assembly.